Molecule: messenger RNA, 1601 nt
Organism: Podospora pseudopauciseta
Lineage: Eukaryota; Fungi; Ascomycota; Sordariomycetes; Sordariales; Podosporaceae
Exons: 3
Coding region: 546-1601 (351 amino acids)
Source: RefSeq, a predicted model, not a curated record
CGUUUUGUUACUGUUGUGUUUUUUUUUUCUUGAACCUGAAAACCCGGGAUGGUCUUCAAUAGCAGGGUCUGGACUCCCCCCAUCUUGCCCUUGGUCGUGGACAACCAGGCGGGGCAGGGAGCUGAACCAAAGUGUCCAUCGGAGGUGUCACGUCGAAGAAAGUGCGGCUGAACGAAAAGCGGCCAGAAAACUUACCCCAUUGGGCCUCACGACCAUGGGCCUGGAGCUUCCCCACGGUGAAAGACCCUGGUCUGAAUUCGAGUCUGCCUUGCAAACUCUUCCGAACGCGCUUGGGCACAAUGCGGAGCGCGAAAGGAACUCGUCUGGCUCCAGUUGGCACCGGGGCGGCUCUGUUAUCAGAUGUUAAGGGUAACCCUCUGCCUUAAAGCCACGGCCCCCCGCCGAGAGCCUUCUGGCCCCCCUUCCUUCUUGUGUGUUGAUUGACCUUUCUUGAUUUCACACCUGUUGGGCCCUUCAUCUCCAACUGGACCACGUCCAAACGACACCACAUUGGGUAUCGCUCAAGACACCCGCCCGUCUUCAACAUGUCCGAAGUCAAGCCCCCAGUUCAGUACGCUUCGGCGCCAGUUGCUGCACCGUCCGGAAGCCAGCAGCAUUAUGUCCAGCACACACCUGUGUGGAUCGUGGUGGCCAGAGGCGCCCAGGUUUUCUUUUCUCUCAUAAUCUUGGGUAUGGCUGGCGCUGUCAUCCAUGACGUGAUGAUUGAGGAGCUCGCCUUUGGGAUCGCUUGCGUUGUUUUUACGUGGAUUGUUAUCGGUUACGUUCUCAUCACCGAGAAGGUGUCAGGGGCGCGUGAAGCGUAUAAUAUUUGGGCUGUGCUGUCGCUUGAUUUCUUGAUGGCGGUUUUGUGGCUCGCCGCCUUGGGUUCCAUUGCUGCCAGACGGGCACGAUUCGUCGUGCCUGUCAGUACUGCAAAUUGCCGCGAUGACGGUUCCGCUGUCUCCAGCAAGACUUGCGAUGUAUAUCCGGUGAAGCGAGCCCUCGAGAAACGCGGUGCCGUCUUGACCCAGAUGGGGCUCGGCUUGACAAGCGGCGCCGCAGGUCUGAGCGCGCUCAUGUGGCUCCUCUUUAUCGCCACGCUUGUGUACCAUGGCCAUACAUUCCGCCUUUGGCACCAGGCGAACAAGAAGCCUGCUGACGCCGAGCUGAAUGCCCAAGGAACCCCGAUGCUUGCCACACAGCAACAGGCCGCCCCUGCUCCUGGACCAGUUUACAACUCCCAGCAGCAGUACCAGCCCCAGACCCAGUUUCCCCAGCAGUAUCCCCCCCAGCAACAGCAACAACAACAACAACAACAACAACAACAACAACCACAGCAACAACCACAGCAACAACCACAGCAGCAACAGCAAUAUACUGCCCAGCCACCUCAGCAAUAUCAACAACCGCAGGCUCCCUUCCAGCCGAGCCCUGUAGGUACCCCAAGCCCUUAUCAACAGCAAUAUCAAACGCCCCAGCCGACGGGCACCCCCCAGCCUUAUGCCUAUCCUCAGCAACAGCAGCAGCAGCAGCAGCAGCCACAUCCGUACCCUCAGGCCGCGGAGGCUCCUGGACAUCCGUAUUACCCACCGCAGCAGUAG